This is a messenger RNA of Cydia amplana, 1012 nucleotides long. Its product is annotated as tRNA (cytidine(32)/guanosine(34)-2'-O)-methyltransferase-like. Gene Ontology annotation, molecular function: tRNA methyltransferase activity. Gene Ontology annotation, cellular component: cytoplasm. Gene Ontology annotation, biological process: tRNA methylation; cytoplasmic translation. The record is from RefSeq and is a predicted model, not a curated record. Lineage: Eukaryota; Metazoa; Arthropoda; Insecta; Lepidoptera; Tortricidae. The coding region runs from base 95 to 967 and encodes 290 amino acids. The transcript has a single exon.
AAUGUUGUUUUAAUUUAAUUACUUAAGUAAUUAUCAUUGUUAGUAACAGUGCUUAACUUAAAAACAUAACUAGAAAAAAGUAAAGUUUAUUACUAUGGGUAAAACAUCAAAAGAUAAAAGAGAUAUCUACUAUAGGUUAGCUAAGGAGGAAGGAUGGCGGGCCAGAAGUGCAUUUAAAUUGCUGCAAAUUAACGAAGAGCACAACAUAUUUGAAGGAGUGCUCCGUGCCGUAGAUCUCUGCGCUGCUCCUGGUAGCUGGAGCCAAGUACUUACAAAGAAACUUAGACAGAAUGCUCAAAAUGAAGACGAAGUCAAGAUAGUGGCAGUCGAUUUGCAAGCUAUGGCGGCUCUGCCGGGCGUCAAACAAAUACAAGGCGACAUAACCAAGUUAUCGACGGCUAAUGAAAUCAUUAAGGAAUUUGAAGGAUUAAAGGCAGAUUUAGUUGUUUGCGACGGAGCUCCAGAUGUAACAGGUCUGCAUGACAUUGAUGAGUAUGUCCAAUCACAACUUCUCCUUGCUGCCUUGAACAUUACUACACAUGUUCUCAAGGAUGGAGGUAUAUUUGUGGCUAAAAUAUUUAGAGGGAAGGAUGUGUCACUCUUGUAUUCACAGCUGAAGCAGUUCUUCAAGUUUGUUACUGUGAGCAAACCCCGCAGUUCAAGAAAUUCAAGUAUUGAAGCAUUCGUGAUAUGUCAGAACUACCAGCCACCAGAUGGCUACAUACCCACCAUGGUGAAUCCUCUGCUGGAUCAUAAGUACUGUGAUUUCAAUCAGUUCACUGGCCCUAACAGAUAUAUUGUGCCAUUCAAUGCAUGUGGGGACUUAAGCGCAUAUGACUCUGAUACCUCAUAUCCUUUGCUAUUGGAUGGACAGACAUCUUAUGAAUAUAAGGAGCCAGUUCAGGGCCCUAUCAAUCCACCUUACAAAGAAGUUUUGGACAAGACAAAAAAUUUGCAGUUACAGUAAAUUUUCAUGCAAAUUUAAAUAGGUCUAUAUUGUAUAUUUUGAUAA